Marasmius oreades (fairy-ring Marasmius) is the source of this 945-nucleotide messenger RNA. RefSeq lists its product as uncharacterized. Bases 1 to 945 code for a protein of 314 amino acids. The record is from RefSeq and is a predicted model, not a curated record. The transcript is spliced from 4 exons. Lineage: Eukaryota; Fungi; Basidiomycota; Agaricomycetes; Agaricales; Marasmiaceae.
AUGCGCGACUGGAUGUUCAAUCUGAGGAUUGGUUCGUUCCAGUAUGACAUCAUAGGAAGCUUGGCACUCUCAGAGGAAGACGGUUGUUCAGGCUACUUUGGUCGAGUGCUUCCACCUCCAUGCGACUGCAAUCCACUGCUCGAUUCCAAUGAGAUCGUCCGCGCUGUUCCAGACUUCUUACAGCUGGUUUUGUCAUUUGGAGGAUAUCGCCAUAUAGCAGCCAAUUUUGACCUCCUUGACAGGCUCCUAACGUUUGGCACUAUCAUUGAUCUCACAAAACCUGAAAUCCUUGCGUUCUUUCCUUCCAUACCAUCUCCUGUGUGGUCCUGUGCUUCUUUUGGUACUUCCGACAUCACUGCCAAGUUUUCGAAUUCAGCCCCUUCCCUAAUUGAUCUCACUUUCGCGAGGAAUAGCAAUAAAUGGAGGAUGACUAUUCAGUUCUCAUUACUACUACCAUUAGAGGCCCGACUUUGGACUGCCUACCUCGUGCAGUCAUUCCCCUUCUACAAAGAUCAUGCCCUCGAUUUCCAUAAUUUGGUCUUCCUUGAUGAGCUUGGCUUUAAACUCACAGGGACUUUCACGACUGAUCCUUCAAGUUACCAUCCACCAAAAUAUCUACAUGUCCCGCCUCUUUCCGUUGAAUGGAUCAACAAUAUGCCCUGCUUUUACUGGCCACCGAACCGAUGCUAUUACUGGUCCUUUGACUGUGGUGGGAAGAUGGAGAUUGAGGAAGAGGACUGGGCGAGGUAUGGAAUCCCAAACUUGGAAGUAGUGGCCUUUGCUGGGUCAAUAUGGCGUCAGGAGGAGUAUGAGGCAACCCGGGAGUAUCUUCAUCUUAACAAGUAUGACCCGGGUGGUCAACAGUUUGCCAAUGAUCAUGGGUAUCCGAUUCUAGUCGUAGGUGACCCUCACAUCCUGUCGAAACCACCUCAGGCUGGAGUUUGA